Molecule: messenger RNA, 1650 nt
Organism: Chrysemys picta bellii (western painted turtle)
Lineage: Eukaryota; Metazoa; Chordata; Testudines; Emydidae
Gene: OXER1
Product: oxoeicosanoid receptor 1
Biological process (GO): G protein-coupled receptor signaling pathway
Cellular component (GO): plasma membrane
Molecular function (GO): G protein-coupled receptor activity
Source: RefSeq, a predicted model, not a curated record
ACUCACCAUCCAACUGUGGGCAGCAGACAUUUAAAAACCAGCAAGCGCUCCAGAUUCGCAGCAAUGAGCAACAUGACAACGGAUGGAGUUGCCACAGUUGCAGUGAUUUUUGCUCUUGUGGUUGGUGUGGAGAUUGUCAUAGGACUUGUUGGAAAUGGCAUUGCUUUGGGCAUCUUUUGCUCCUACAGGAAUCUCUGGUCAUCAAGCACCGUGUAUUUAUUCAGCUUGAUCAUUGCUGAUUUCUUCCUGAUAAUCAACUUGCCAUUUCGUAUCCACUACUACACGCAUAAUGAAGUCUGGGUCUUCACAGAGACAUUGUGCGGGGUCAACCUAUUCAUGUUGUCAGUGAACAGGACAGCAAGCAUUGUAUUUCUCACUGCCAUUGCAAUGGAUCGCUACUUCAAAGUGGUUCAUCCUCACCACCAACUGAGUAAAAUAUCAACAUCCUGUGCUGCAAAAGUAGCAAUUGCACUUUGGAUCAUAGUUAUACUGAUGAAUGGCCAUGUCUUUACCUUGGAUUAUAGUCAGAGUAAGAACAGUUCAUGUCAAAGUUAUAACCCUCGUUUUGAACCACGAGCAGCAGCCACGUGGCAUGCAAUAUUAUUUUUUCUUGAAUUUUUUCUGCCUUUAGGCAUCAUCAUGUUCUGUAUUUUCAACAUUAUCUUGAAGCUAAAGCAGAGGAAAUUGGCUAAAAGGAACAAGGUCCAAAGAUCUGUGAAAGUGCUGAUAGUCAUUGUUUUGGUAUAUAUCGUCUGCUUCUUGCCUAGUAUUUUAAUUGCUACAGUUGGGGUGGUUAUUAUAAAAGUGGCCUCUAAACAUAUUGGCACUGUUGGCAAGUUAUUACAUGCCUCAUUUGCCUUUACAUACCUAAACAGUGCACUUGAUCCAGUUCUGUAUUGCUUUUCAAGCCAAGUAUUCCUAAAUAGAUGCAAGAAAGUGCUUUCCCAGGCUGGAUGGUUUAAAACUUCUCUGACAGAAGGAACCAAUGAAAGGUCAUCAAGAUCUUCUGAACAAAGAAUGAAGACCCUCGAAUCAUCAACAGUAAGGAAAUAGACUGAAAAAAGAGACUGCUCUAUUUGCCAAGUAGAUCCAGAAGAAGACACCUAACUUCUUCUCCCCAGAACCACCAUUUAAGCCAUGGCCUAGUCUCCACCAACUUGGCACCAGCGCGUAGCAGACUUGAAAACAAUUCUCGAGAGUUUCAGGAGAGUUACCAAAGAAAGCCUGCUGAGAUAUACUGCAGGCAAGAAGUGGAAGGCUGGUGCAGACCAGGACUAGAUCAGUCUAUAUUAACUCCUGUAUGCGCCAGAGGCUUCUUAGCCAAAAUCAUUCUAAAUCGUUUUUCAUGGAAUAGGUUAUUUCAUCAUGUAAAUAAAUAUAUUUGUCUCUUGAGCUAUAUAUAAUUUUGUAAUUUAAAAUUCACUCAAGUUAUUUAGUAUGAAGUGGGUUUUUGUUGCAUAAAGGUCCUAACGUCUCAAAUCCUCCCUUUGAUGCACAUUCCCAAUGAAGUCAAUGAGAAGAGGCAUCUGUGCAUUUUAGGAUUUGAUUUUAGGAUUUGAUGGACUUGAUUUUCCACUACCUUGCACCUUGUGUUAUUAUUUGUGCCUACACAAAGUGGGUAUAAAAUGCUACCAUGAGAGCUGAUCAAUA